Nylanderia fulva is the source of this 562-nucleotide messenger RNA. NCBI's taxonomy places the organism in Eukaryota, Metazoa, Arthropoda, Insecta, Hymenoptera, Formicidae. The record is from RefSeq and is a predicted model, not a curated record.
AUGAUAGACCAUUUGACGUUGCACACGGGCGUGAAGAAUCACGCAUGCGAUAUAUGUGGCAAAUAUUUUGGCAUGAAAAGAACCUUGAUUAGACACAAAAGGGAGACGCACUCCGAGAUAAAACCCGCCUAUACAUGUCAAUGUGGCAAGAGUUACACACUUAAAGGUAAUCUCAGACGUCACGAAAGUUUAGGGACAUGUAAAAUUUCGCGAAAGUCAAGUCGAGUCGCGUCCGAUAAAUCUCAUAUAAUGGACCAUUUGACGGUGUACACGGGCGUGUCGAGUAACACGUGCGAUAUAUGCGGCAAACGUUUUGGCAUGAACAAAACAUUGAUCAAACACAAAAAGGAAAUUCACUCUGCAAAAGACCCGCCUUUAUAUUAUGUGAUAAUACAGUCUGCAGUUCUUCAAAAUUUAAUGGGCUUGGCCCACAAUUCUAGUCAAGUGAGUUUGGCGGAUUUUACCGCCGCUUCCCAUAAACCGCCAAAAUGGGGAGCGUUGGGCGGAAUGAAUCCCCAGCAAAUGCCCUCGUUGGCACAGGAAUUGAUUGAGAUCGGACUGC